UUGUCCCCACCGGGGUUAUAAAGGGAGCGGUGGCACCCAACGGGGACUGCAGCCAUGUCCUUGUCCUUGUGCCCAUGGGUAGCCCUGGUGGCCCUGGUGGUCCUGGUCCAGGGGGGGCUCGGAAUUGCCUUCACCAAGGUGAUCUCCGUGGAAAAUGGGGGGCCCUGGGGCGACUGGGGUGACACUGAGUUCUGUCCCGAAAACACCUACGCUACCGGCUUCCAGCUGAAGGUUGAGCCCCACAAGGGUUUCUUCGGGGAUGACACGGCUCUCAACGGGAUCCGGCUGCUCUGCAGCACAGGGAUGGCCACGGCCAACGAGGGGCCCUGGGGCUCCUGGUCGUACCCCCUGAGCUGUGGCCGCAGCCAGCGCCUGGUCUCCUUCCGCCUGCGGGUGGAGGCACCUCGGGGCCUUUGGGACGACACGGCCGCCAACAACCUGGACAUCACCUGCUCGGAUGGGACGGUGCUGGAGGGCCAGGGGGGCCUCGCAGGGGUCUGGGGGAACUGGAGCGUCUCCUGUCCCUUCGGCUGGGGGAUCUGCGGGCUGCAAACUCGCGUGGAGCCCCCCCAGCGUGGGGGGGACGACACCGGCCUCAACGACGUCAAAUUCUUCUGCUGCGCUUGAGACACCCCCCCACCACGUCCCCACCUGGGUGUCCUCCCGAUGGCCCUCCCAUGACCCCCAAUGUCCCCCCCCACAUCCUCCGUUGACGCCCGUGUCCCCCCCAAUGUCCCCCCAUGUUUCCCAUUGACCCCCCCUGCCCCCCAAGAUCCCCCCCAAUGUCCCCCCAUGGCCACCAUGUCCCCCCCCGACCUCCUUGGACCCCUGUGUCCCCCCCCCCAUGUCAUCCCAUGACCGCCAUGUCCCUCCCACCUCCACCCUCGACCCCCAUGUCCUCCCGUGCCCGCCCCCAUCCUCCCAUGGCCACCACGUCCCUUUGUGUGUCCCCAAUGUCCCCCCCCACAGCCUCCCUUGACCCCUAUCCCCCCCAUGUCCCCCCCCAUGUCCUCCCACCCAUGUCCUCCCUCGGUCCCCCCGACUGUCCCCCCCAACGUCCCCAUGUCCCCUCUGUGCCCCGCCCCCGGGCCACCCUCAUUAAACUCGGGUGGGUAAUGA
Messenger RNA from Aquila chrysaetos chrysaetos, 1119 nucleotides. It is a transcript of the gene VMO1, whose product is annotated as vitelline membrane outer layer 1 homolog. The record is from RefSeq and is a predicted model, not a curated record. The coding region runs from base 55 to 627 and encodes 190 amino acids. NCBI's taxonomy places the organism in Eukaryota, Metazoa, Chordata, Aves, Accipitriformes, Accipitridae. The transcript has 3 exons.